CAACUUCCAGAUGGUGCAACAUUGUUGGGUGUCAUACUUUCCUCUGAUAAAACCAACAUUACCAACAUGACUGGUGGAUGUGUCGCUCACCCACUCCUGAUCAGCCUUGCCAAUAUCAAGAUGGUGACUCGAAACAAGGCAUCCUCACAUGCUUUCCUCCUGACAGCACUGCUUCCAAUUGCUGAAUUUCUGCAUCCAGUGAAGCGGAUGCAGAGUGUUCUUGAAGCCCACUUAGUCCACCAAUGUCUAGAUAUUGUGCUAGAGCCGCUCAAGCAAGCUGCACGCAUCAGGCAGAUGAUGUCAGACCCACUUGGGAACCUCAGAUAUUGUUUUACCCCCUUAGCUUCAUACAUUGUCGAUACACCCAAGGCAUGCAUGCUUGGAUGUGUUUGA
Suillus paluster is the source of this 393-nucleotide messenger RNA. RefSeq lists its product as uncharacterized. The annotation marks the transcript as partial. NCBI's taxonomy places the organism in Eukaryota, Fungi, Basidiomycota, Agaricomycetes, Boletales, Suillaceae. The record is from RefSeq and is a predicted model, not a curated record. The transcript has a single exon.